AUCAAACAAAAACAAACCAUCCACGGAAAUACAAACGAAAAUGUUAUCAAUUUGUUCGGCGAGAAAAAUCGAUUUAUCAAAUCUCCCCGAGCAACAACAAACAUUCGACUACAAAUAAAGACACGCAAGUGGCACAAGGACAUGAUCUUGCUUUGUCGCGAUGGACGCCAGGACGCAAAAGUUGGAACACCAACGGCAAAUUUUCGAACAGAAAAUGAAGAUGAAACGGCUACCGUCGUCGGGCAUGGUCCAGGUUUCGGACGCCCGCAGCAAUUCCGGGAUAAGCAGAGAUAGUAGCGGGAAUGGGAGAAGGGAGCUGCACGGGUAUGAUGGUCCUUUACAGUAUGCCAUGGGUCGGGACAAUAAUCCUGAUCAAAUUCUAGUUAUGUCAUCAAGUGUAGAUAGUUUUGAUGAUACAAUGGUACAGGAUCUCACUACAAACAACAUAUCCGGCAGCGACCUUUUAGACGUAGAGGACGACGAAUCUUCGCCAGUAUCGCCCAAUCAAAAUGGAAACCUUGCAGUGCCCAUAAACCCAGUUGGAGAUUAUUCCGACUUGGACAAUGGUAAUCAGGAAGGCACCAGUGGCCAGCUCAAUUCUAAUAAUCUAGAAACUGAAGGGGAUUUAUCAAAUGAUGAUGUUGCAGCAUUUGUUCUGGAACCAGCGCCACCAAGAGUCUUAUUUCGUUGCCGGAUAGCUAGAGAUCGUCGCGGCGUCGACAGAGGUCUCUUUCCCACUUAUUUCUUGCAACUGGAACGACCCAGAGGCAGAAGAGCUCUCUUAUUGGCUGCUAGAAAGAGGAAAAAGAGUGCCACUAGUCAUUACGUCAUCAGUGCAGAUCCUACAGAUUUGUCACGCAGGGGCUCAGGCUCAGUAGGAAAAUUGAGAAGUAACGCCCUAGGUACUAGAUUCCAAGCAUGGGCUGGUAGAAGUGGAGGCAAUACAAAAUUAGAUGAUGAAGCUCUAGAGGGUCCGCCAAAAGAAGAGCUUUCAGCCAUACUCUAUGACGCCAACGUUCUAGGUUUUAAAGGCCCCAGGCGCAUGACAGUUUUGGUACCGGCACUAGCCGAAGGACAUCGCGCAGGUCCGGACGAACCUCUGGUGGAAGCCUGGAAAUCUGGCCGUACAGACAGAUUAGUGCUGCUGCGCAACAAAACACCUGUAUGGAACGAUGACACCCAAUCGUAUGUUCUGAAUUUUCACGGCAGAGUCACACAGGCUUCUGUAAAGAAUUUCCAAAUUGUGCACGACAGCGAUCCGGAAUAUGUUGUGAUGCAGUUCGGGAGGGUGGCUGAUGAUGCUUUUACCAUGGACUAUAGAUAUCCGUUGUGUGCGCUUCAGGCUUUUGCCAUAGCUUUGAGCAGUUUUGAUGGGAAGUUGGCUUGCGAAUAAAUAGUUUGAAAUUGUCUUUGAGAGUAACAGAUAAUGGACAGAAAUAAAAUCAGACAUCACGAGGCUUCUUUUUAUUUUAGUUUGAAGAUUUGAGUUUAUUUGCAGUUUUUACCGAUAUAUCUGUUACUAGCAAUGCACGCCAGAUGUUGCCAGUUAACUUAAAUGAAUGAUCUGAGAUACCAGUAUUUUAGUAUGUAAGCUUUUUGAUUGAUAUAAUGAUAUUCUUCACACAUCAAAUUUUUUGAUCUGAUAUCUGUAGAAGGAAUAUUGUUUUUGUGUGAAUUGACUAUUUAUGGAUUUGAUAACAUUUAAGUCUACACUGCCUGAACGCUUCUGAAUGAAACUUUACAAUAAUUAUACAGGGUGCAUUGGUAGUUUUGAAUUUUCAAGAGAACGUUUAGGCAGUGUAGUAGCAUUAUAAUUGUUGUGCCUUUUAGUUAUUUAUAACACGUUUAGAUGACAUUGAUUCCUAUAUUUAUUGCAGAAUAAAUAUAUUUUUAACAAAUUUCAUGUACUUAAAGUUUAUAAUAAUUGCAGUUGAUUUUUUCAGCAAAUGCUGACUGAAUCAGUUGAUCAUUUUGACAAAUCAAAUUUGUGCCUUGUUUGUUGCAUUUUAUUUAAAGAUGUAUCAUUGAAAACUAUUGGUAGCCUUAGCAAUAAUCAAUAUAAUUAAUCACUGCUAUGAUAUAAUGUAAAAUAUCAGGUUUAAAUAUUGUCUUAAUCGAAGUAAAGUGUUGUUGAAAGAUUUUUAUUUUCAGGGCACUUACUGUAGAAAGAAAGUUUUAUAUUUUUUGUAGUUUAUUUCAAAAAUCAGCCCAGAAACUUGAGAAAUAGUUCAGUUACUUUUCAAGUAGAAUAAAUUUGUAAGAUAUAAAAAAAUCACAUGUUUGAACGGAAGGGAUAUAUGUAUUUUGCUAGGAUUCUGCAUCAUUUUUCUGAGAAUAACUAAGAGUUGUUUCAAAUGCAAAAGGAUAAAUGUACAAAUAAACUCUAUGUAUUUACUUUGGUACCAAACAAAAGUUCCACAUUGUUACUCAAUUAAUUUAGUUCCAGGUACUUAAAGCUAUUUAUGAAAGUCAAAUAACAACUAUUAGAUUUUUUUUUAAAUAUGCCUUUGUUUAACAUUUGUAUUAUAAUAUUUUCCAAUAUGCAAGGAAUUUGGAUCGUACAUGAAUCGAUUUAAUUAUGAUAAAUGCAACUUAAAUUCUACAACAGUAGGUAUUUAAGUUCAUGGUAUUUGUAUGAAACAUGUUAAGAAGCUACGAAAAUAAAAAAAAUAUAUGCAAAUU
Messenger RNA from Ceutorhynchus assimilis (cabbage seed weevil), 2682 nucleotides. NCBI's taxonomy places the organism in Eukaryota, Metazoa, Arthropoda, Insecta, Coleoptera, Curculionidae. The record is from the annotation of a GenBank genome assembly.